This is a messenger RNA of Aspergillus steynii IBT 23096, 1234 nucleotides long. RefSeq names its product longevity assurance proteins LAG1/LAC1. Gene Ontology annotation, molecular function: sphingosine N-acyltransferase activity. The annotation marks the transcript as partial. Lineage: Eukaryota; Fungi; Ascomycota; Eurotiomycetes; Eurotiales; Aspergillaceae. The transcript is spliced from 3 exons. Gene Ontology annotation, cellular component: membrane. The record is from RefSeq and is a predicted model, not a curated record. Gene Ontology annotation, biological process: ceramide biosynthetic process.
UAUGGCCAAAGCGCAUGCUGUAACGAAUGAUCUGAGCAGAUCUAAAGCUACCAAGCGGCCACACCCUCAAUUAUCGCAACAGUUCUCCCCUUUCCGAUUGAUCCAACCAAAUCUACGCAAAUGGAAGGAAACCUCUCUCCAACACACCUGGCUCAGUCCUCUCCUCCUCUGCCUUGCAGCUCUCUCCCUCUACCUCCUCAACCCUACGGCCAAUAACCCCCUGCAUGCCUGUCUUUUCCUCUCCUACGCAGGUCCAGACAAUGCGCGUGAACAAUCGGAGUCGAUCCUCUCCUGGAACAGUCGGGCCCAAUAUGCAAAAGGCCCCGCGGACAUCCUCUUCGUGUCCUUCUACGCCCUCGUUUUCACCUUCGCCCGCGAAUUCCUCGUCUCAUAUCUCCUGCCCGCUCUAGCCAGACGCGCAGGAAUCGCCUCACCCGGCAAGCAGGGCCGGUUCAGCGAACAACUCUACACGGCUCUAUACACGCUCGUCUCCAGCAUAUUCGGCAUCUACCUUCUCAUGGACACCGAGAUUCUGUCCUUCUCUUCGCAAAGUCCAUCAACCUGGUCACUCUCCGUUCUCGGAAACAUGCACCUGAACACUGAAAUCAUGUACCAGCACUAUCCGCACCUUGUUCACUCGCCUCUCUUCAAAGCCUUCUACCUGCUCCAGGCAAGCUUCUGGGCCCAGCAAAUGCUCGUCCUGGUGCUGGGGCUAGAGGCUCCACGGAAGGACUUCCGCGCGUUGGUGACGCACCAUUUCGUCACGGUCGGACUGAUCGCGCUGAGCUGGAGGUUCCAUUUCACGUAUUUAGGGGUAGUGAUAUUCGUGACCCACGAUGCGAGUGAUUUCUUUCUUGCGACCUCCAAACUCCUCAACUACCUCGACAACCCCCUUCAAGCCCCCUACUUCGCCGUCUUCGCCCUCGUCUGGAUCCAAACCCGCCACGUGAUGAACCUGCGCGCCCUCUACUCCAUUCUCACGGACUUCGAGACCGCAGGCCCGUGGGGUCUGCACUGGGCCCGGCAGGAAUAUAAAUGCAGGAUCAGCCAGGUCAUCACGUUCGGGCUGCUGGCUGCGCUGCAGGGGUUGAAUCUGUUUUGGCUGUUUUGGAUUUUGAAGACUGCAUGGGGGUUCUUGGUGUCUGGGGGCGUGGUGAAGGAUGAUAGGGAGGAGGAUGAUUGAUAUAGAAGGAUUGGGGGUUUAUUAGAGUUGGGAAUACUUUAUAUAAUAAUU